CGGUCUCUUAGAGUUUGAUGCCUACCACUGUCAUCUUUUCCCGGCGACAAAAGAGUAAAAACGGGGCACCGGACGUUCAUCCACCGGAUUGUUUUUCUCCGUCACCGUCAUCACAGGAUAGUUGGACAUGGAGUCAACUCAUGGUCACAUGCGUUCAAUCAAGCUAUGGCCUCCUAGCCAAAUCACGAGGCAAGUUCUUGUGGAUCGUAUUGUAAAAAAUCUGGCAACCCCAUCCAUUCUAUCAAGAAAAUACGGUCUCCUAAGUAAAGAAGAUGCAGAAGAAGACGCCAAAUUAAUCGAGUCUGCAGCUUUUGUUGCUGCAAGCCAACACUUUGACAAAGACCCCGAUAGCGAUGGAGGAUCCGCUGUGCAACUCUACGCUAAAGAAUCCAGUAAACUUAUGGUACAAGUUAUCAAAAGAGGGUCCAGAGGAAAAGAUGACCGGGAAACCAUCAUCCCGGAGUUGGUCACACUUCCAUCAGACCACGAAACUGUUUUUGACAUCUCCGGUGGCCGGAGAGCCUUCAUUGAAGCAGAAGAAGCUAAAGAACUACUGAAACCAUUGAAAGAGUCUGGAAACAAAUACACAAAGAUAUGUUUUAGCAACCGAAGCUUCGGUUUACCCGCUGGACAUGUUGCUGCAUCGAUUCUGUCAGCCAUGAAAGAUCAGUUGACGGAUGUUGACUUCUCCGAUAUCGUUUCGAGGAGGCCGGAGCCUGAAGCUGUUGAAGUUAUGAGAAUGUUAUCUUCAGCCCUCGAUGGGUCGAACCUAAACUAUCUGAAUCUUUCAAAUAAUUCAUUGGGUGAAAGAGGGAUUCGAGCAUUCGGGGAUUUAUUAAAAUCUCAAAAGAAUCUCGUCGAAUUAUAUCUGAUGAACGCUGGAAUCUCUGAACACGCUGCAAAAGCAUUACGCGAGUUGAUUCCUUCUACAAAUAAAAUUAAAAUCCUUCAUUUUCACAACAACGUAACUAAAGACGAAGGUGCAGUUGCAAUCUCUCAAAUCGUGAAAGAAUCACCAAAUCUUGAAGAUUUCAGAUGCUCCUCCACUCGGGUCGGGUCCGUAGGUGGGGUUGCGUUAUCCGAAUCACUACAAAAUUCUACCCUUCUGAAGAAACUCGAUUUACGUGACAACAUGUUCGGACCUCAAUCCGGCGUCGCACUUGGCCGGGCUCUUUCCGUUCCGGUGAAACUCACCGAGGUUUACCUCAGUCACUUGCGUUUGGAAGACGAAGGAGUCACCGCCAUUGUAAACGGUCUGAAAGGUUCCGCUUCCGCCCUCGAAAUCCUCGACCUCGCCGGAAACAGCCUCACUUCUGAAGCGGCUCCUGCUGUGGCUGCGUGUAUAACUUCAAAGAAACAUUCUUUAACGAAACUAAACUUAUCGGAAAACGAAUUGAAGGAUGCAGGUGCUAUGGUGAUCGGGGUGGCGCUUGAGGGUGAUAUUGGGCGGUUGAAUAUAGUCGAUUUGAGUAGCAACGGGAUCAGAACAGGUGGCGCCACCGCAUUGGCUAAAGCGGUUGUGGGGAAACCGGAGUUUAGGAUGCUGAAUAUCAAUGGGAACUUUUUGUCUAAUAAAGGGGUUGAAGAUGUUAGAGAGAUCUUCAAGAACUCACCACGUAUGCUUGGAUCUCUUGAUGACAAUGAUCCUAAUGGAAAAGAUGAUGAUGAUGGUGAUAACAAUCAAGAUGCUUGAUCGAAGCUUCAACAGGUUUGUGUUUCUAUUUUCUAACAUGAAAACAUGGUUUAACACAUGGUCAACGCUUCAAAACGGGUUUGGGUCGAACAAACGAAUUUUUAAAUCUUGUCAAAAUGAAAUGGGUAGGGUCGUGUUGGUUUGACGUGACAGCAUUUUUUUAUUUCAUAAAUAAAUAUUAUUAUUAAAAAUAAUAAUAUUUUUAAUAAAAGAGCUCAUAAGGUUGUAAUCAUGUACAUUUUGUAUCGCUUUUAAAUUGUUGUCUUUCAUUUUUUUUUAAAGCUUUGAUUAGUUUUAGUCAAUAACUAAAAAAAACAUGACUUUAAAAUGGAUGUAUGGGAUAAUCUUCAUUCUUCUAUUAAAUAAAUAUCUUUAGGAUUUUUGUAAAUUUUUUGUAUUUGUAACUAUUUAUUUUUCUGUUUA
Lactuca sativa (garden lettuce) is the source of this 2116-nucleotide messenger RNA. RefSeq names its product RAN GTPase-activating protein 2. The record is from RefSeq and is a predicted model, not a curated record. Gene Ontology annotation, molecular function: GTPase activator activity; protein binding. NCBI's taxonomy places the organism in Eukaryota, Viridiplantae, Streptophyta, Magnoliopsida, Asterales, Asteraceae.